CUGGUAGAUGUCCAUUCACGCAACAAUUCAGACACUGAAGAGCAUUUGCAAAUAAAGCUACAAUAAAGGUAACGGCAAAGAAGAAGAACAAGCAAAGAAAAUGCAAAUAAAUUGGAAAUUAGCAGUUCUGUUAUUUACUCUUCUCGCAAGUUGUGCCUCGACAACAAACAAAACAAAUCACGAGAAAGAACCAAACGGAAACGGCUCACACUCUAAAAAGUUGAUGGAACAAUUUUUUGAGAAGUACAUGAAAUACAAAACAGGUGCUUCUCAGCUGUGCAAAAUUUUACAAAAAGUAGAAGCAUGUCGUACAGACAGAGGUCAUGAUGACCAUCUUCAUAAUGAAGAGCAAACCGAAUACCAUUCACAUGAAGACGAAGACGAAACCCACUUGAAUGACCAUAAUGAUGACAAAGAUGAAAAUGAUGAUCACGAAGAUAAUCAUAACCAUAAAAAUAAAGAUGAUAAUGAUCAUAAAGAUAGUAAAAACGAUAAUCAUGACCAUGAAGAUAAUCAUAAAGAUGACCACGACAAUGAAGAGACAAAACACGAAGGGAAGUGCAAAGACUUUAAUGAAAUCCUCAAAGAGCAUCACACACUUGAUAAAGAAAUAAAUGAAAAAAAAUUUAAAGAAAUCUGUCCUGCCGUAUUUGCAAUUCUCGUUAGUAAAAUUGAUCAACGUAAAAAUGAGAACCACGAAGGAAAAGAUCAUAAACUUACGACAGGAGAAGUGUGGGGUUAUGCGAUCGCUGCAAUAGCUAUCAUUAGCCUCAGUUCUCUAAUGGUUAUCGUUGUCAUACCACUGCUGGGAAAAUCAUUUUACAACAAACUGAUGUCGUUUUUGGUGGCAUUGGCUAUUGGAUGUUUGGCUGGUGAUGCUCUACUUCAUUUAAUCCCACAUAGUCUUAUUCCCCAUUCUGAGCACAAUCAUGAUGAAGGAGGAAACGACGAAAAAGAAACUCUGUGGAGAGCAUUUGUCAUAUUUGUUGGUAUUUAUAUGUUCUUCAUUGUUGAAUGCUGUAUGAAGUUGAAACUGGCAAGAAGGAAAAAGAGCGAGAACCGAGUCCACUAUGGCGUCGGGAAACAGCAACUACAACACAUAGCAGAUACUUCUGAGACCGCGCGCUUAUCACUUGCGGCAGAAGCUACAAAGGAUUCAGAAAACCUAGAACCAUCAAGAAAAUCUAUGAAUACUUUCAUGAUGGAAGUAACUAGUGGAAACAGACGUAGCAGUCGACAAGUUCGAGAUAGUUUGUGGAUGGCUUACAUGGCUGCGAUGGAUAAUGGCGAUAUAAAAUCUUUUCACGAAGAAAAUCUGCCAUCGCCAAUCAUACCUAAAGAACAGUACCGCAGUGAUCGUGAGAGCUUUACUGGCCGUAAAAUUGACACAUUGCGAGAAAACUCGAAAGAAGACUUGCUUUCCGAAAUUCACGAAUCUGAACAUAAACACGGAAGUUUGGAGAGCUCAGCAAAUAGCAAGGAAUGUUCCGAGGACGUUAAACAAAACAAUAAUCACCCAAAGAUGAGCAACACAUCUGAUCAGCAUCGUGGUCAUAGUCAUGCAGAGAAGGAAUUCGAUAGUACAACCAAGAUAGCUUCUCUGGCUUGGAUGGUUAUCGUUGGUGAUGGUUUUCACAACCUUGCUGACGGUCUUGCUGUAGGAGCAGCAUUUUCUGCAUCGUUUACCAAUGGAAUUUCUACAGCCAUAGCUGUUUUUUGUCAUGAAUUGCCUCAUGAACUAGGUGACUUUGCCGUGUUGGUUAAAUCUGGUAUGACAGUAAAGCAAGCUAUAACUUACAAUAUGAUCUCUGGCUUAAUUUCAUUUCUUGGCAUGAUUGGUGGCAUCCUUAUUGGUAGUAAUGAGUCGUCGAUCGUGUGGGUACUGGCCAUUACUGCCGGAAUGUUUCUCUAUAUUUCUCUUGUAGAUAUGCUUCCGGAAUUAUGUACUCAAUUGGCCGAAGAAGAUUUUAAAACUGGCUUGUGGACAUUUUUCUAUCAAAACUUGGGAAUUCUUUCUGGCGUUUUCAUCAUGUAUCUGAUAUCUCUUAUGGAGUAAGAACAAAUAAGAUAAUUAAUGGUUUAAACAGGUAGUUGUAAUUAAAUCGUUUCGUUUUCUUUCUGUAUCUCUGCUUUGAACGUAAAAACAAAGGCAAAAUUUACUGCGUUGUUUAA
Molecule: messenger RNA, 2172 nt
Organism: Xenia sp. Carnegie-2017
Lineage: Eukaryota; Metazoa; Cnidaria; Anthozoa; Malacalcyonacea; Xeniidae
Product: metal cation symporter ZIP14-like
Exons: 10
Coding region: 101-2056 (651 amino acids)
Biological process (GO): intracellular zinc ion homeostasis; zinc ion import across plasma membrane
Cellular component (GO): membrane
Molecular function (GO): zinc ion transmembrane transporter activity
Source: RefSeq, a predicted model, not a curated record